Leishmania braziliensis MHOM/BR/75/M2904 is the source of this 2091-nucleotide messenger RNA. RefSeq names its product putative transcription factor. The record is from RefSeq and is a predicted model, not a curated record. Gene Ontology annotation, biological process: transcription by RNA polymerase III; DNA-templated transcription initiation; transcription preinitiation complex assembly. Gene Ontology annotation, cellular component: nucleus; transcription factor TFIIIB complex; transcription preinitiation complex. The transcript has a single exon. Gene Ontology annotation, molecular function: RNA polymerase III type 3 promoter sequence-specific DNA binding; RNA polymerase III general transcription initiation factor activity; TBP-class protein binding. The coding region runs from base 1 to 2091 and encodes 696 amino acids. Lineage: Eukaryota; Euglenozoa; Kinetoplastea; Trypanosomatida; Trypanosomatidae.
AUGUCAAGCUGUGCCCAUCCCACCUCCGCUCUGUUCGUGGAUCGGCAAAAUGGUCGCACGACGUGUACCAUCUGUGGCGAUGUGGUGAUGGGCAACCAGUACGAGCUGGAUCCCGUCUUCGCCCAGGGUGCUCGGCAGCCGACCAGCGCCGGCGGCGGCUUUCGCAGUCUCACUGGCAGCUUCCGCCCCGCCACCUCGUACAAGGGCACCAACACGAGCAUGGUCAACACCCACUCCCGCCCCACCAUCGACAAGGCCCGCCGCGAGAUGCUCAACAUCAGCCGUCAGCUCGAGAUCAGCGAAGAUACGGUGGAGCGUGCCCUCGGCAUUUACAAGGUGGCGCUCAACUUGAACGUUGUGUCUGGCACACGGCCGAGCGUGCUGUGUGCCUGCCUCUACGCAGCCUGCCGGCGUGAGCGCACCUCGCACGUCAUCUACGAUUUCUCUGAGACGAACGGCGAGGACCCGCACACGAUCUUGUCCCAGUUGAAGUACAUCUGCCAUGCCACCCACACGGAGGUGCCCGUAAUCGACCCAUCGUGCUACGUCCAGAGGUUUGCCGAGCAGAUGGACCUCGGCCCGCAGACGAAGGACGUGGUUGUGUGUGCUCUCAAGGUGCUUCGGGCGAUGCAGGAUGACUGGAUUAGCUGUGGCAGGCGACCAAUGGGGGUCUGCGCUGCUGCUCUGCUUGUGGCUUGCUACGUGUUUGGCAUUUCACGCACCCCGGAGCAGGUGUGCGGCAUGGUGCGACUCACAUCUAACACAAUUGGCAAGCGACUGACCGAGUUUGCGGCGACACCAACGGCGCGCUUGGAGAACAUAGAUGACUAUCAGCCGUCGAACGAGACCCUACCGCCAGCUUUCAAUGACUCGAGUCGCAAAUCCACCGAAGAAGACGUGCACGCCAGUAUGCGGGAGCUGUCGGCCAUCUUCUACGAGCUUCUCUCGGAGGCGAAGACGUCGCAGCCGGCGACGCCGGAGCGGUGUGACAAGUGGCGCCGCUUCAUUAUGAAGCACUGCGAACUGGAGGGCAUCACGCCGCUGGAGGAGAAUUUAGACUUGAACGGGCUGUCGCCGGUGCAGCAGCUGCGUAUUUUGGGCCUGCCGUACACGAAGCCUAUCCCGCUGAAGGAGGUGGCACGCAGUGUGAAGGAAGAGGAGCACCGCCUUCUUAUCAAGCGCGAGGCGUCUCUUCAAACCGGCAGUGACGCGGGCAGCAGCCGGCAGCUGACAGCCACUGGGCUGUUGAACGAUCCCAACGUGUCGUCCAGAGGCAUACCUCUUCAUCUGUUACCUGACGAUUCUUUGGCGUCCUCGCUUGCGAAGGCGCCGCCGAUGGUAGGUUUUGCCGACGACGGAGGCGUGCACUCCGCCUUGGCCAGCGCUACUGAUGCCGCUGCGCUGGACUCACCGGAGCAGCUGCGGUGGAUAGCAAACGAGUACACGCGGCUGUUGAACAACAAUGCAGAAGUGAUGCACCUGCGCAACGACUUCGACUUUGCCGACGAGGAUGACAUGGACCGGGUUGGCGGCGCGGCGUCUCCUCAUGGCAGCCACCCUACGCAGAAUCGCUCCUACAACGGUGAGCUCUCGCAGCUUCGCUGCAACAGCCCGCUGCCGGGGACCCCGGGAGAGGAGGAUCAGCUCGGCUUCUAUGACGACGACGACGAGGGGCUCCGUCUAGCGCUGGAGGACAUCCUCUACGACCGCGAACGCCGCCACGCCUUGCCGUGGGAGUUCCUCGUGCUGCCGCAGGUCUCAGAGGAUGACUGCACGGACAUCUUACCAUACCUCGUGCUCGACAACGAGGAGCGCCUGCGACGCGAGCGCAUCGGCGUCUCCCUCUACGGCGAAAAGUGGAAGCGCGGACGGGCACGAACGGAGGAGGAAAUUCAAAAGCUGGAGGAGGCACGAGCCUCGAAGCGGCGCCGACGCAGCGUUAUUGCUGAGCCCGCAGUUGACGUACCCUCGGCAAUGGAGCGCGCGUUGCGCGGUCGGGGUGCUGGCGCGGUGAACGUUUACCAAAUUGAUGAGUUGCUCCCUGGUAUGCUGGAGGGCCUUGAGGGUGAGCCACACGCGGACUGGGACUGA